AUGCGAAAUCGUAAAUCCUAUGGAUUCUUUCUAAUAUCUCUAAUCCUCUUCUCUCUCAUCCCUUCUAUUGAAUCCCGUCGUGGUGGUGGAGGUGGAAUCGGAGGAUCCCGUGGUGGAGGAUCCCGUGGAUCCUCCGGCGGAUUCGGAAGUCGUGGGUCUUCUGGAGCACGGACGUCGUCUGGUGGAGGAUGGUUUGGUGGAGGAUCAAAGACAAAUUCCGGCGCCGAAAGAAAUGAUUAUUCGAGAGGGCCGAAUUUAGGGAAUACCAGGCAACAGGCUAGUGGUGGUGUAUGGAAUAGUGGAGUAAGUUCCGGAAAUUGGAACAAUAAUCGAGCCGGAACUGGAAUGAGUUCUGGAAGAUGGUCCACGUCUGGCGUUGGAUCCCAUUCUCGUGGAAACACCUUCAAAAAUAUGAUCGUCGGAGCGGCUGCCGGUUAUUUGACCUACCAGGCUGGAAAAGCCAUUAUUAGAGCUGCAGCUGGACCCAUGAUACGGUCCGUCUUCGAGGCGCAAAUCGUUGCAGACGGACCGUCGGCGGCGCGCGAUUCGACUGCCGACUGUUCGCUUUUCGGCACUCCGCGCCCGCCAGACGGCCCGUUUUUCGGCAGUCCCCUCUCUACCUGUGCUUGCGCUAUGAAUGCAGCUAAAGGGUAA
This is a messenger RNA of Caenorhabditis briggsae, 654 nucleotides long. Lineage: Eukaryota; Metazoa; Nematoda; Chromadorea; Rhabditida; Rhabditidae. The record is from RefSeq and is a predicted model, not a curated record. The transcript is spliced from 3 exons. The coding region runs from base 1 to 654 and encodes 217 amino acids.